CAUGGUGGAGAGUGAGAGGCGAAGGCACUCCUAUAUAACACUAGCGGCCGCCUCUUGCUUCGUCUAGUCCACAGAGGAACUACGAGACAUGCGUGCGUCAGGAGUACUGGUGGUGGUCCUGGCGGUGGCGGCUGGGGUCCUCGCCUCCCCGGGUGGUUUUGGCAAAGGUGGCGGCUACGGUGGUGGUGGUGGUAAGGGUGGUAAGGGCAAGGGUGGCGGCGGAGGCGGCGGCUACGACUACGAGUACGUAUACGUGCCAAUCACCGUACCCGUCCACUACUACCACACCGUCCACUAUACCAGUGGAUAUGGCGGCGGGGGCGGCGGCUAUGGAGGAGGACAUGGCGGCGGCGGUGGAUUCAUCGGCGGUGGACAUGGCGGAGGUGGCGGCGGCGGUGGAUUCAUUGGCGGCGGCGUUGGCGGUGGUGGACAUGGCGGUGGUGGCGGUGGAUUCGUCGAUGGUGGACAUGGCGGGUGGCGGGGAUAUGGUGACGGCGGCGGCGGCGGCGCGGUGGAUUCAUUGGCGGCGGCGGCGGCGGUGGAUUCGUGGCGGCGUGGCGGUGGAUAUGGUGGCGGCGGCGGCGGUGGCGGUGGAUUCAUCGGCGGUGGACAUGGCGGCGGCGGCGGAGGAUUCAUCGGCGGUGGUUAUGGCGGCGGCGGUGGAUUCGUCAGUGGGGGCGGCGGUAGUCAUGGAGGAUAUGGGAAGUAG
Homarus americanus (American lobster) is the source of this 709-nucleotide messenger RNA. Its product is annotated as glycine-rich protein 5-like. The transcript is spliced from 5 exons. The record is from RefSeq and is a predicted model, not a curated record. The coding region runs from base 89 to 709 and encodes 206 amino acids. NCBI's taxonomy places the organism in Eukaryota, Metazoa, Arthropoda, Malacostraca, Decapoda, Nephropidae.